Messenger RNA from Stegastes partitus (bicolor damselfish), 1113 nucleotides. RefSeq names its product necdin-like 2 (gene ndnl2). The coding region runs from base 134 to 943 and encodes 269 amino acids. The transcript has 11 exons. Gene Ontology annotation, cellular component: nucleus. The record is from RefSeq and is a predicted model, not a curated record. Lineage: Eukaryota; Metazoa; Chordata; Actinopteri; Pomacentridae.
UCACCAGGCGUCCUAGCGGGAAUUUGACAGUUUGGAAACUGGAGUUUGAAUUCAGAAAAGCGGAUUUUUCUCACCGACCUGUUGGUUAAACCCGGUGUUGGUUUUUCUGCGGACUGGUGAGCGGUGGUUCAUCAUGUCGAGCAGAAAGCGGCCGUCCAACCCUCAGAGCGCCUCUCAGCCCAGAAGGCAAACCGGCGGCUCGGCGGCUCAGGAGGAGGACGACGACGUGGCCUUCACCCAGCCGAGCACGUCUCAGGUCCAGAGAGGCCUGGAGAAGGUCACGGAGGCUCAGGUGGACCAGAAGAGCGCUGAGGUGGUGCAGUACUUCCUGCUGAAGGACCAGAAGAAGGUUCCUGUCCGUCGAGCAGAUCUGGUGAAACAUGUGGUGAAGGAGCACAGGAACAUCUACCCAGAGAUCAUAAAGAGAGCAGCUCGGACCCUGGACCAGGUGUUCGGCCUCAAACUGGUUGAAAUCGACCCCAAGAACCACAUGUACAUUCUGGUCAACAACCUGGAGACGAGUGGAGACGCUUCCCCGACCACCCGCCCCACCGACCCAAAGAGAGGCCUGCUGUUCGUGAUCCUCAGCGUGAUCUUCAUGAAGGGAGGCGUCGUCAGAGAAAACGUCGUCUGGAACACGCUGAAGAAGCUCCGCGUGGACCCCGGGGAGAAGCACGACGAGUUCGGAGACGUGAAGAAGGUGGUCACGGACGAGUUCGUGCGUCAGAGGUACCUGGAGUUCCAGCGGAUCCCUCACACCGAGCCGGUGGAACACGAGUUCCGCUGGGGUCAGCGGGCCGAAGCCGAAGUGUCCAAGGCCAAGAUCCUGGAGUUCAUGGGUCAGCUUCACGACCGGGACCCCCAGAGCUGGACUCAGCAGUACAAAGAAGCCCACUCCAGCCAGAACUCCAGCCAGCAGGCCGGCGGCAGCAGCCAGAGAUGACCGGAGCAGCUCCACACUCGACCCGCCUUCAGUCUAUUUAUUCUGGGUCAAAGAGGCGCUGCAGCGGUCCGGUCGGGUCACUUCUGAGCCUCAUCAGUACAGCAGAUAGACACAUGACAUUUAGGAGGAAGAACACAUCUGAGUUCUGGUAGAACCUGACACCAGAUCAG